Molecule: messenger RNA, 1090 nt
Organism: Wyeomyia smithii (pitcher-plant mosquito)
Lineage: Eukaryota; Metazoa; Arthropoda; Insecta; Diptera; Culicidae
Exons: 2
Coding region: 47-1036 (329 amino acids)
Source: RefSeq, a predicted model, not a curated record
UGCAUGCUUGUUGGUGUAGCGUCCCGCGUUUAACCUGUAUUGUGUCAUGAUUUGCUCCGGCUGUAGUUCGGCAAUUGUAUUAUCAGAUUUGCCGUUGAAAUGUGUGGGCUUUAACUGUGCACGUUUGUUUCACUACAAGUGCACCGGGCUCACCAAGGCGACGGCAAAGAUGAUUACAGACAACGAUAAUCUUUGCUUCAAGUGUGAUGAGUGUUUAUCAAACCAGUGUUGUGGUGGGCAACAUUUGACUCCGGACAUGAAGCGUAUCGAAGAAGAGAUGCAGAAAUUAACCUCUCUCUCUGACUCGGUCAUUCAAAUGCGGGAUCAAAUUGCGACCCAGAUAAACAGCGCGAUAAAUAUCAGUAUGGAACAGUUGAGAUCAAAUGUAAAGGAAUCUCUUGAAAAAUUAUUAUGUGAGAAAUUUGAAAAAUUGAAUCAUUCGGUUUUGCAAUUGAAUACAAAUCAGAAUAUAGCUGCUAUUAAUAAUGCUCGCGCGCGGAUUGGGAGGAUUCCUUCUGAAUCGGACCAAAUCGGCAAAAAGCGUAGAAUCGAAUACGAAAAUAAUGACGAUGUUUUUGACGACGGUGCAACUUUUGCGCAAGUUGUUAAAAGUCGCGGUAAAAACAAUAAAUCUAACUCAAGUAACAAAAGUAAUACUAAUAUCGGAUUUAAACCGGUUAAACCUAAGACUCGUCCGGUUAUUGUGAUUAAACCGAAAGAGUCCAAACAACCUUGCGAGGAAACUCGGAAGUUUUUGAAAACUAACUUAGAUCCUAAAACACACAAAGUUAGUAAUUUCAGGAACGGUAAAGAUGGUUCCAUUAUUGUCGAAUGCGCCGUUGGCGAAAAUAUUGAUUUAGUGAAAAAUGGCAUUCAAAGCAAUCUGGGUGAAAAAUACAGUGCUGUUGUUCCCACGUCGGUGCCUAGAUUGAAAGUAGUGGGCAUGAGUGAGAAUCUUUCUCCUGAUGUUUUCAUUGACUAUUUAAAGAGUCAAAAUGAUUGCAUCACAAUCAAUGAGUUACGAAUUCUGAUAUGAAAAUAACCGAUCAUGAGACAUUAGUAAUUAAUGUUCUAGAAAACUUGAAUAAUA